Cladocopium goreaui is the source of this 6115-nucleotide messenger RNA. The record is from the annotation of a GenBank genome assembly. NCBI's taxonomy places the organism in Eukaryota, Dinophyceae, Suessiales, Symbiodiniaceae.
GUGAGCUGAAUCAGUUGGAAGGUGGCUGGGGGUUAUACACGUCGCCCGUCACCGUGGAUGCCAUGGAUGGGAUCACCGAUGGGCUCCUGAAGGGUGGCGGAGCCAGCACAGAUGAUGAGGACUCAGAUCAACGGCACGCAAGUGAAGCUGACGCCGGUCCAGAGACUGUGCAGGCUCGUUCAGGAAAAGAGACUAAUCGUGCCAGUGAGGAGGCUUGCCAGAAGAUGGAAGCCCAUGCUUCAGAGGGGGAGACCGCUGUGGCAGACCUUCAGGUGGAUCUGAAUGCCGAGGAGGAAAAGGCUCGCGCGGAUCUCAAACAAAAAUCCCUGUCUGCAGCUGAGCAGGAGCUUGAACAGGGCAAACAAGAGGUCUCCAACUUGAGUCACAAGUUCGAGAUGGAGAGGCAAAAGAGCGUGGGCUUGAGUGAGGCACAUUGGACCUUGCAGCCAGCGGAGGCAGAGCAGCCGCAGGUGUUCGACAUCAGCACAGAUGAUGAGUUCGAGGAGCUGGUUUUGCCGGAGAUGCCCUUCGCUCCUCCCGAGAGUGAGUACAGCGACGACAGCGACAAUGAGACCACGGAGCACCUCGCGCAGUUCCCACAGGCAGCGAAGCCGCAGAUGUUCGACAUGAGCACAGAUUCGACUGCCGAGUGCAAGGGGCAGGUGGCCAACGACGACGAACUCUCCAACGCGAAAGCAAAGACUGAUUUCAAACCAAGGACGCGGUGGGGCAAGGUGGAUCGGAGGAAGGCCGCUGGAAAGGUAUCGGCUCAAAACUCCCUCAUCGGUUCGUGCUGGAAGCUCCCCAAACUGCUACAGAAGUUGCAACAGCAUCACUCAAGCGACCCCGUGCACAUUGCCCGCAUCAAAGAAGAAAUGGCGACCAAUGCAAUGAGUCCAUGGAGGUGCCAUACUUGCAAGAAAGUAUGCAGUGCUGCUCAUCAGUUUUGUGGAAUCUGUGGAGUAUCCUGGCACUUGUGUUCAGAUCCAACGUUCCAGCCCCCACAGAAGCAUUCCAAGAGCCAGAGAUCAGUCCAGUGGAGCUAUGCCACCGAUUGGCCUGCCCAAGACUGGGCAGAUCAACAAUGGACACAAGACCAAACAGACAGCAAUCAGUGGACAACGUCACCAAGAAGGAGGCCAUCCUCAAGGAGAAAGUCCUCAAGGAAAGGAAAACAGAGGGAUCCGGACCAAUGCAAAGGUCACAAGGGCAAGGGCAAAAAUACCAAUGCCGAGACCGACAGAUUUGGCCCCCCUGUACUUCCAUCGAAUCCAGCAGAGCCACCUUGGUUGUCAACCAUGCAAUCAAUUGCUGCAACGAUGCCACCUCCUACGCAACCAGCGGUGGAAGACAAACAGCUCAAGACCAUGAUGGCAGCGCUCAAAAAGCACAGCGAAGCCUUGCCAGCAGAGCUCCAAACGAUGGUCAACGAAGCAGCAAUCAAGGAGGGUCAACAACAGACGAAACAACUCCAUGCAGUAGUUGCAGCACAUGGCAGAGCCCGCAAAGAGCUCCAGCAAGCGCAGUUGGCCAGGUUCAACCUGCACAAUGCCUGGCGUGGGUUCUUGAGCCAAGCAGUAACCCAAUGGCAAGGUUACAGUGCUCAGUUCCUAGACCAAGAGAAGCAGAUGAACGAAAGGGUGACAACAGCCAUGGAGGCCCUGGAACAAGCCAAGGAAAGCCUUGCAAAGGCCAAAUCCACGGCUGGCAUCGAAACCAAAGAGGAUGCCAUGGCUGUAAGCGACGAGGAAGCCCAGGACCUCGCAGGCCCUACAGCAGACAGAAUCAAGGAAGGGCUUACAAACCUUCAGACAAGUUUGGAAGCUCUCCAGACAUCUGCUGCUCAGAUGGUCGAAGACGAACAAAAGGCAUUGAAGCGGAUAGGUGAAGAAGAGUCUGCCACCUUCCAUGACUUUCAGGUUCAUGUGGACGCCAUUGAAUCAGUUGUGAAGCCAUGGUCAUUGCACGCUAAGGGCGGUUAUCGUGAGCUAGCACUCGACGAGUUGAAGGUCAUUGCCAGGUUGCUGUCCACCAAUUCAACCUCACAAAGAGUGUCCUUUCCAGGUGAACAGCAACUCCUGAUUGCUGCCUGGCAGACGGAUAAUCCGAGGCCGGUGAGGCAUGGAUCCUACGCCCAAGUAGUAGUCCCCCCUCUAGCCACUCAUGAGGUGCCCACACAGACUGCAGUUAGUGUUGUACAGCAGGUUGCUGAAGAUGACAAUGCCCUUAGUGACCUGCUUGACAUGUCGGAUCAUGACGAUGCCACGUUUCUGACCCAGUUUGCCUCCACACGACGGUUGCCCAAUCUGCCAGGGCCUGCACAGAAUGUGCAACCGCCCAGACCGGCAUGGCAUAUUGAGCUGCACUCCAUAUUCCUUGACCACGGAACCGUGCAUCAUCAGGAAACAGGCAUUAGUGUCUUGUUGGACGUUGGUGAUCACCGCACUCGAUUGUCGCACCCAGCCAGUAGCAGUCAUGAAGUGCCACAGGACCCACAUCUCAGUGCAGAUGAGGAUGCCAUUGAUGCCGACAGUGGGCAGACUGGCUUCAGCCUGGCCAACCGGUUGACCUAUACGUUUUAUACGUUGACACCAGGCCUGGUCACACGAGAGAUCCUCUUUGAGCAAGCCGGCAUAGCUCAACACCAAGUGGAUCGAGAUGAGAAUGAUGAAGGCUAUGUUCGGCAUGUACAGCAGUCCUUUCUGGAGAUCCUGAAGGUUCAUCUCCCUGCCCAUCCUCAAGCAUGGAAGCAACGCAUCAUGAGAGCAUGGCAAGACUACCUGCUGCCGGAUCUCCCAGUAGAUGUUGAGGUCGUUCAACCAUCGCCACUUGGCAUGGAAGCGCAUGCAGUUGCACAUGUUCUGGUAACCCAGCAACAACAGCCAGGUUUUACGUCGAUUUUGCUGACCACUGUCGACAAUGCAAUGCCAGGCUCAUACCGCAGACAUGCCACCAUGGUCCCGUUGCUGGUGCGCCGAGAAACCAUCCUUGCAUUAGCCUUCAUUGGACCUGACUGCAAUAGCCAAGCCAAUACGUGUGAAGCAUGGCUUGCUGAUACUGAGUUAGAUCCCCUAGUCCCCAACCAGGUGACUCCAGCUCAGUCUGCAACGGCAGCCAUCCAUCGCCACACAAGACCUGCCCCAGAGGAACCAGACCCCUGGGAUCAAGCAGUCCCGAGGAACAAGGCCUUUCCUGUUCAGAUAUGCUUGCAAGCGGUCAUCCCCGAUGAACGGGUUGCCCCGUCCUUAGACACACAGCCUGAUGCACCGCAGCUCCUAUGGUUUGCGAACGAUGCAUGGAAGAUCACCUUGGAAGAAGAAUGUGCUUGUCCCAUCCUUUCACUUCCUGAUGGCAUGCAUGUUCCAGACCCUGCGUAUUGGGCUCUCCUCCAGUCACCGCCCACUGACGCUCAUGCUGACCUCAGCUACACCCUUUUCCUAGAUGGGGUUUGCAUCCGCCCAGACCUGUCCUUAAGCCGAACAGUUGCCACUGCCGCCACCACAUGCAACGCCUGGAAUGAGUUGGCCGACAGUAUCGCAAAAUGGGCUAUGCAACACCACAGCAACCCACUCAAGGGUCAGUUCGAGCAGCUCCAUCAACUGGCCUCGAAUGCACACGAUGUCAACUGGACAUGGAUGCAGACGACACACCCGUCAAUAACGGCUUGCUUCCCACCGCUGUUGCAACAACAAGUGAUGCAUUUCUCCCCAUCUAACAAAAAGCUUGGAGUCCUACCGACUGAGCGGCUCCAGCCAGCUGAGCAACAGGAGGGAUCCACAUGGAAUCUCCAGGUUUGCACUGCUAAUGUCCUUGCCACGGAAGUCUGGCAAUCCCAAACCAUAGGCACCAAACGUACCGGUCAGAGGACACUACGGUUAGACAGCCAAUGGCACAAGGCCCAGCUUCACAUCAUAGGCAUCCAAGAAGCACGGACUUCUCAAGGCAGAUUUCAUGCACCUCACUAUCACAUCUUUGCCUCAGGGGCCAAGCACAAACGAUCCCCGCUUUAUCCCAAUGCAUAUGCCAUGGUUGUCCUGCAUGCGCCUAGUUUGGCGACCCCCAGUCAGGAGAACCCCAAUCCCAUCACCGAUGCCUCCCAGUGGUGGGCAGAAACAAGUAAUCUCUACACCAAGCAUGUUACAGCUGAUGCACAGUGGGUUCUCAUUGACGCCAACGCACCAGUCACCCAAGGAGAUGGAGACCUCAUUGGACGGCAUGGAGCAGAACCGGCCAACAAAGCAGGUGUCCUCUUUGAAGAGUUCAUCCAACACCACCAACUGGUCGUUCCAUGCACCUUCCCUCAAUUGCACAGCGGGCCCACAACAACAUGGACCCACAGCACAGGCAAAAAGAGUAGAAAGGACUAUGUGCUAGUGUCCAGGUCAGUCUACCCGCUUGCCGAGUUCAAAGCUGAACUCCGCCUGAUUGAAAAGGACGUGGCUCGCAAAGUGGAACAAGACAUCCAAUGCUUCUACACAGACCUGCUCCACCAACUGCAGUCCUCUGGGGAGCUUGCCAAUCACCGUUUGGUUUACAAACUCCUGCACCGCCUCGGGCGCAAGAAGGGAACUGGACAAUUUGGACUCACCCCAGCAGAGAUCCAAGACCUGGUGACUGUUGCUCAACAGGAUGAUGCCACCCCAGGACUUGCCUUACAUUUGCAACACGUCUUACGUGACCUGAUGCACAACACUUACUUCACCAUUGCCGGAUUGGCCAACCCGUGCCAAACCACAAGGGGGACCAGACCAGGGGACCCGGUAGCUGAUGUGCUCUUCAACCUAUGCAUGUGUCUCAUAUUGCGAGACUUCCGCCAGGAUGUCAAGAUGCAAUCCGGCCUGCCUUGGCUGGGUACUGCUACCCCAGUCACAGACCUUGCACAGACCACUACCAUGCCUGCAGCAGGGUUUGUCGACGUUACUUUCGUGGAUGACUGUGUAGUCCUGCUGCAUAACCGCUCCAACAGUCAAGUUGCCAGCAACCUGCAAACAGUCGUCAUUGCCUUGGAUAAAGCCUCAACCCGUCGAGCUGGCACCUUGCCCAAAGGGCUGUUACUGCCUUCUACACGCUACCAACAUACCACAGACGAAAUGAUGGCGUAUGCUGGCAUUUUGCCACUGCAAGACCAGGUCCAUGCCAACCGGCUCCGUUUCCUGGCGCGCCUGUUGCAAGCAUGCCCUCCAAUCACCUGGACACUGUUGCACUCCACCCAGGGCCAGCAUUCCUGGAUCAACCACUGCCUCGAAUCAUGUCAAUGGCUCCUCACACAUUACGACCGUCCCUUGCCGAUGACUGAAGCAUCCACUUUCAUGGAGUGGGUUAACUUUGUCCGGCUUGAUCCCAACUGGAAAGGCAGAAUUCGCAAAACUAGCAAGCUUGCUCUGUCCUUUCACCGAUCCAGGGCGGAACAUGCCAUUUGGCAGAGGCACUUUGACGCUACCCUCCGGGCAGCAGGAGCCACCUUGCCAGACAAGACCUUGCCUGAACGAUGGCAGUGUGACCUCUGCCACAAAGUUUUUGCAUCCACCAGAGCGCUGGCCAUGCAUGCAGCCCGAGAGCAUGGAUAUAAGAAGAAGGUGCGCUACUACGCAAUUGGCGACACCUGCCAAGCGUGUGGACUCAAGUUUCACACACGCAAACGACUCUCAGUGCACCUGGAAAAGCAACCUCGCUGUUACAACACAGUACUAGCCUGUUGGCCCCCACUCCCUGCAGCGCAAGUGCAGGAGCUUGAUGCAGACGACAGAACUCAGGAAGCCAACUUGAGAAAACAGGGAUGGUGGGCAUCCAAGGCCUUCCAGCCAGUCCUCGCCACGCUUGGACCCGGCCUUCCCCCAGCAGGUAGCCCUGAAGCGCAACUGAUGCAUGACCGGAUGCAACUCAGGCGUCCAAGUGACGAAGUGGCCUUUACCCAGCUGCAAGGCACCAAAGUUUGCCAAAGGCCGUCUCCAGAGCCCCAACUGUGGUGGAGCCCGGCAGACAUCCCGGCUUUCAUCAUGCACUCAGUCCGUGGGGUCGACGCAGGAGGCAGACACCGUGGUUCAACCAGACUACCACGGAGGCAAAGGCUGAAAGCCGGUUGCCCUUUGCACGCGAACCAACCGAGCACCAAAUG